UGUACCACUUCCUCUUUAAAGGAAAGAAAAUCUUGAAGUGACGUCUGUGGGCCUUAGAGAACUACGUAAAAUGGCGAAGAAAACUUAUGAUCUGUUAUUUAAGUUAUUGUUGAUAGGUGACUCAGGUGUUGGGAAAACGUGCAUCCUAUUUAGGUUUUCGGACGAUGCCUUCACAACAACAUUCAUAUCCACUAUAGGUAUUGACUUCAAAAUUAAGACUGUUGAGCUGAGAGGAAAAAAGAUCAAAUUGCAGAUAUGGGACACAGCAGGGCAGGAGAGAUUCCACACCAUAACGACAUCAUAUUAUCGAGGUGCAAUGGGAAUAAUGCUAGUUUAUGAUAUAACAAAUGAGAAGAGUUUUGAGAAUAUAGUGAAGUGGCUUCGAAAUAUUGAUGAACAUGCGAAUGAAGACGUGGAGAAAAUGAUUCUGGGUAAUAAGAGUGAUAUGGAGGACAAACGAGUAGUAAGCAGAGAGCGUGGCGAAGCAAUUGCACGAGAGCAUGGAAUCAGGUUCAUGGAAACAUCAGCAAAAGCAAACAUAAAUAUAGAACGGGCAUUUAAUGAAUUAGCAGAGGCCAUUCUUGAUAAAACUGCUGGUAGAGAUCCAGCGGAGUCAUCGGACAGAGUGAUAGUUCCAGACAGACGGGGAGAAAGAGGCUCCAACAGGUGCUGCUAGGUGUAGCUUAAAAACAAAAUAAAAAUAAAAACAAAAACUCUUAUGCUACCAGGGAUGCAGAGCAGUUUGAUUUGCUGUAUUACAAGCUGUGAUGUAUUGCCAAAGAAUAAAAAUGGGAUUUAAAACUCUUUUUACAAUUCAAAAUAAACCUACCUUUCACUUGUGGGAGCGAUUUUGAAAUGUAAGUGGGGGAAUGAAACUGAUAAAUGUGAAGCAUGGAGCUGUGCGGGAGUAUGUUGAAGUGUUCAGAUGUCGCAAACGUUGGUUACUAAUUACUUGGGGUGUGUGUGUGUGUGUGUGUGUGUGUGUGUGUGUGUGUGUGUGUUUUUUAAUUACUCUUCAGUGCAUCUCUGUAAACACAUUUUCAAUAACACACAGACACUGUGUGGUUUGAGUGGUGUGUAACUUCAUUUAUAAGUAAUGUAAUAAAAAUAAAACCUGAACAAUUUGUAGUGAAUGUAUUUUUUACCUAUUUUCUAGAGUGCUCUUCUCUUUUUCAGACUUAUUUAUUUUUUUUAUUUGAUGUAUGGCAAGCUUUUCUAGUUUUAUAAGACAUUUCAUAUAAAGUUUGAAGUUCUCUGUGAUUUGUUGUAGCCUCUUGUGAGAUUCUGCUGUAAUACAGUAAAUCAAACUUGUCAUUAAGAGUUUGAUUGCUACAAGUUCCUGGCAUUUUGUAGAGUCCAGUUGAACUUGUUGCAUAAUUCUCAUGAACAACACAGUCUCUGUUUAGAUUUUAUAAAGAACCAAGAAAAGGAACCGAAACACCAUGGUGCUAGAAAAUAAGUUUCUCAUAAAUCCCUUGAACGACUGACUUGUGGGGUGUAAGUGAAGUGUACUAUAGAAAGUGAAGUGACACUAGGAGUAUGGUUUUAUGGACAAAGUAUAUGCUCCUUUAUGUGAACAUAUUUUUUGUGUGUGCUGAUACCAUUUAUCGUUGUGUGAUCAUCAGAGUUAAUAAUCUUUUAUAUAAAAUGGUAUUUUCAUGCCUGCUUAUUCAGAAAUUCACUUGGAAACUGAAGAUUGCCAUUAGCACAUUAGAUAAAUACAAAUCUGAUAGUUAACAGUGCAACUGGCAGUUCAUGAACCACCAAAUCGUUGGUCACUGAUAGUGUGUUCAUAAAAUUUUAUGGUUAUGUUGAUCUGCUGGCAUUUUGAUUGUGAUCUCUUACUGUUUACUUAUUCUGUAAGUGAUUUGUUUGCAUUAUAUUCAGAAUCAAUAAGUUAAUUUGGUUUUGAGUUAUUUCUCGAGUUGACAGAUACAGGAAUAUGGUAUAAUAGUUUUAAAACACAUGGUGAAGAAGUAAUUCAUACAUGGAAAAAUUGUCAGCAGCACUGUGAGCAUUUCCAGUACUACGGCUUGUGAGAGCAAUUUCAUGGCAUACUUUGAUUUGCACAUCUCAAAAUGAGAAAAAAAAAAAUCAUAUUCACUUUUUGAAGCCACAUGAGUACAUUACUGUAAGCUUAAAGCGUAUGCUAGUAAAUGUUUGAUGUUUUGAAAUUAUUCACUAGAAAACUAUUUGCAGCGUAUGCAUGAUUGACUGACAAGGGUACUGCUGGUUUUACAUGAUGUUUCACUGUGAAUAAGACAGUACCAGUCUGUGUUACAAGAUUACCCAGAUAACAAAAAAAAUUAUUUUCAAAGGUUUUACAUGGUACCAAUUUUGCAUAUUAUAUACUCUUGGGUUACUAGUAAACAGAAAGUAACCAGCUGGUUCCUAUAAAUGUGUAAUCAUUAUAUGUCUGAUAUAGUGGUUAGAUUCAUUAUAAAGCAACAACAAAUUAUCAAAAUUUUCAUCUACAUAAUUAGCAUAUUGUAAAUUCUUGUUUUAUUUUUAAGAUUAAAAAGUUGUGAUUUGUAAUUGCUGUCUGUGUUGGGUAUCAUUUUUGGCAUGAAUUGACAAGGAUUACUUUCUUUAAAAAAACUGUCAGUUGGAAUAGGCAAGGUAUUUGGAAUAUUACUUGCAUUCUUGAGAGAAUGUUGCUGCUUUUGUUUCCAAAGCAGAUCUAUGCUCUUCAUAUGGAAAAAACUUUUUAAAGUAGAACAUUGUCAGAAACAACUUGUAAAGACAGAAAAUAAAUUGCAGGUUUGUGAUCACAGAGAGGUUUUUUAAGAGGAGAGGAGCAGCGAAGGUUAAAAAUGUAAAUGGAGAAUGAAGACAGUGACAGACGAGAUUUCGUGAAAUUCCUAUCUACAAAAAAUAAAAUGUGUGCGCAUGUAACUUUGCUUCGUGUCAAUAGAAAAUUGGGAGAUAAGUAAUUAUAGAUAACUGACGUUAACUGAUGCAGAUACUGGGUAGAACAGAAAUUAAGUGUAUACUGUGAAUUUUCAUGAAAAAUUUUAUGAAUAUAGUGAGAUAACUGUAAGACAUGUUGCAGGGAAGAAAGAAAGUGGAAGCCUUAUUACUGAAACUUGUAAAUUAAAUUAAAUUUUUCAUAUGAACUUUGAAUGUGCUCUUCCCGCAGUACAGAAAAUCUGAAUUGAUUGUUAAAAAUAAUAACACAAACUAUCAAAUUUGUAAUCAACCCAGUAAAACAAGUGUCACCAGCAAUAGCACUGAAUAUCAAAAUAUGCCUUCAGCCAUAGCCAGCCUCUUUUCAAUGCAACCCUAAGGUAGAAAAAAGUUUCAGCUGUGUAUGAAAGGCCUGAUGUGAUUGCAGUAAUAGAAAGGCUUUUAUGGAAGUGAGAACACUGGAAGAGUGUAUGUUAUUGUCUGAAAUGUUCAUGUUCCAGCCGUACUAGAUGAAUUACUAUUUCAUUACUUAAUAAGCCAGUGUAGAAUAUUCUUAUGUUCAGUCAGUGGUCAACAGCUAAAGUUCCAGAUGCAUAUUAUGUAAUAUUAAAUUGGAAUAAGGAAAGUGGGAAUGUAAGACCAGCAGUUACUGCAAACUGAGCCAUUGAAUUUUUGUUAAUUGUUCUGUGGGCUUCAUAGUUUUGAUCACUACAAAAUAAGUAAUGUUACUGAGACACAUACAAGAAGUAAUAUUUUGCUAUGUUUCCUUCAAUGGAGUUGAGUUACAUGGCUCAGAGAAAGAAGGUGUAUAAGUUUAAGAGAAAGCAACAAAUUUAUUACAAUAUUUUGUAAAUAAACAUUCUUUACAUUAUUAAAACCUUUACUUCAGA
Messenger RNA from Schistocerca piceifrons (Central American locust), 3797 nucleotides. Its product is annotated as ras-related protein Rab-10-like. NCBI's taxonomy places the organism in Eukaryota, Metazoa, Arthropoda, Insecta, Orthoptera, Acrididae. Gene Ontology annotation, cellular component: recycling endosome; Golgi apparatus; insulin-responsive compartment. The record is from RefSeq and is a predicted model, not a curated record. Bases 71 to 676 code for a protein of 201 amino acids. Gene Ontology annotation, molecular function: GTP binding; GTPase activity. Gene Ontology annotation, biological process: cellular response to insulin stimulus. The transcript is spliced from 5 exons.